UAACAUAUAAUAUACAUAUAAUAUAUCCCCCACUAUGUAUAGCUGUAACCUUCCCACUAUGUAUAGCUGUAACCUUGCAUCUGUAAAGGCUCCAUGUGUAGCUGUAAAGAAGAGGCAUCCGAUGCUAAUUGUCUCCCUCUCCUCUCUAUAAAGAGAGGGAGCUUACUCUCUUGUAAUAUACACUGAAACAUAAUAUAACAACACCAACUUUCAGUCCCUCUCUUUUUCUCUCCCUCGUUACCAAACUCACAUGGUAUCAGAGCUUAGAAACACAAUUCUGGCAUCCCUCAAUCUUAGGUCUUAGUUCCGUACACAGUGGACUAUACCAAACAGCUCGGAAUUUCCCUACGAUCCCAACGGCACCAAGCCCAUCACCAAACAAGCCUCCACGCGCUCUCACGCGCCGCUUCUUCUCUCGGCGCGUCUCUGCUUCCGUUGCCACUCUCACACGCGCUGCCACGCGCCUUCCAUCCUGCCCUGUCGUGCGCCGUACCUGCUACCGUGCACCAGCGUGCGCCGUUCGACUACCGUGAGCCGCGCGUGCGCCGUUCCGCUAUUGUGCACCCGCGUGCGCCAUUCUGCUAACAGACGCUGCCAGUCCCCUCUGCUAUCGUGCGCCGCACGCCCUUCCUGCUAACGUGCGCCGCUGACCUCAUUUUCCACCCUGCUGACAUCAUCCUUGCACAGCCCACCUUUCUUAGCUAUUUUCGACCUUCCGGACUCACUGGUACACUCUGUUUUACCUAAUUUUGCUCCUACAGGUCUCUCCCUAUCCAUUUAGCCCUCCUCCACUAUUAUUAUGGAUCGUCCUGAUGCCUCCCAUCCUAUUUCUGUUAUUUUGGAUGGUUCUAACUAUGUUCUAUGGGCCCAAGCCAUGUCUUCCUUCCUCAAAGGAAAGAAGCUCUGGCGAAUUAUCACCGGGGACAUCACCCAACCGGUCAAAGACACUGCUGAAACCACUAUUUCCCCUGGUACUCCUACAUAUGAAGAUCGCCUUGAGGAAUGGGACAGUAAGAAUUACCAAAUCAUUACCUGGUUUCGGAAUACGUCUGUUACCUCUAUCAGUCUUCAGUUUGGCCGCUUUCAGCUUGACUCUGUCACCACUCCUGCCAAAGAUAUCUGGGAUUUUUUGAAAGAACGAUACCAGGCUACUGGUCUUGCUCAUCAAUAUCAACUUCAGAGCCAACUUCAUCGGAUGCGCCAAGAAUCUAGUCAGUCCAUCAAUGACUUCCUCUCUCAAAUGUACUCCGUUUGGGACCAGCUUGCUCUUUCUGAACCAACUUGGCCUCACCAAGAAGAUGCUGUUUUAUUUACUGCUUAUCGUAAUCAGCAAAGGUUGGUGCACUUUCUUAUGGCUCUCACUUCAUCUUUUGAGCCUGUACGUGCCUCUCUUCUUCAUCGCCAUCCCUUGCCCACUCUGGAACAAGCUAUUUCUGAGUUGCUAUCAGAAGAGACUCGUCUUGGUACUCUCCAACCUCAUCAUGUGGACUCUGUUCUUGCCACUCCCCCGUACCAACCAUCAUUCCCCCAGCGGACCACUGCCUGUCUCUACUGUCAGAAUCGGGCCCUUCCUUCCACACAUCUCCUGGUCAAUUGCCCAGUCAGAACCUGCCGAUAUUGCAACAAACUUAGUCCUGGUCAUCUGCAACAGGAUUGUCUUCGCCAUCCAUCCCGCUCAUCCUCCAACAACCACUCUUCUCGCGGUGGUUCUUCUCGGGGGAACUUUCAUCGUUCCAGGAACCAAUCUCAUCCUGGGAAUCAGUUUCCUCACACCGCCACUGCUGCUGCUGCCGCUGAGGGUUUUUCUGAGUCUCCAGCUCCGUCUACCCCUCUCUUUUCUCCAACAGAUGUCGAGGCCAUGUUCAAACACCUUCUCUCCCCUUCUGGUACACCUCCUCCUACUGCUUUGUCUGUAAUUCCAGGACCCUCAGACGAGGCAGACUAUUGGGAUCGGCCGUAAGCACGGACGUCUCUAUGAGCUCAUUC
Molecule: messenger RNA, 1986 nt
Organism: Camellia sinensis
Lineage: Eukaryota; Viridiplantae; Streptophyta; Magnoliopsida; Ericales; Theaceae
Source: RefSeq, a predicted model, not a curated record